This is a messenger RNA of Ziziphus jujuba (common jujube), 2000 nucleotides long. RefSeq lists its product as uncharacterized. The record is from RefSeq and is a predicted model, not a curated record. Lineage: Eukaryota; Viridiplantae; Streptophyta; Magnoliopsida; Rosales; Rhamnaceae. The transcript has 3 exons. The coding region runs from base 473 to 1753 and encodes 426 amino acids.
GAAGAAAGCAAAUAUAUAUCCACACUAUACAACACUCUAAUACUCCCAAAAAUAUCCAUUAAAUACUCCCCAAAUACUCAUGUAUUCAUAGGCUUCCGACAAACUUCAGCACACUCACCCUGAAAUUUUUCCAGUUAUCAUUCAUACUAUAAUUGCUUGCUUAUAUUUAUAUGAAAUCAUUAUAUAUAAAAUUAUAUUCUUCACUGUGUAGAAGCAGUUUCUUAGCUUAGUGAUCCAGCAACGACCAUCACCACCUCGAUUCACGAACUGGAUUUUCGACAGAUCUUGGAUAAGAGCCACAGAUUCCACGCUAGUUCGCUUUGACUUUUGAAGAAAGAGCCAAAGGCAAGGAUAAAAACAAUUCUGCAACUCGAUCUGGGUCACUGUGCUUUUUCUCGCUUUCCCUGUUGUUACCUCCUUGGAUUCCGGUGGUAGUGUUUCUGUGUUGAAAGUUCCACUUUUAGGUGUUAUCAUGGACUCCCCACAAUCUGUUGUUUCUCCAUUCAAGAGCUCUCUUGUUGCGGAGCCAGAGAAGCAGAAAUCUGACUUUUUCAUUCGAAGCUCAGGUCCCUUAUCUAAGGGAAUUGAGGUCAACAGAGUGGAAGCUGAGGUAUCUAACUUUGAGAACUUCAUUGGUGUUCUGGAGGUUUACAUACAUCAGGCUAGAGACAUCCAUAACAUCUGCAUUUACCACAAGCAAGAUGUUUAUGCUAAGCUUUGCCUGACUAGUGAUCCAAACAACACACUUUCCACCAAGACCAUCAAUGGUGGUGGUAGGAAUCCAGUGUUCAAUGAGAAUCUGAGGUUUAAUGUUCGGACUAUAGAGUCUUCUCUCAAAUGUGAGAUAUGGAUGCUGAGCAGGGUGAAAAAUUAUCUUGAAGACCAGUUGUUGGGGUUUGCUUUGGUGCCUUUAUCUGAGGUCCUAAUGAAAAAUGGCAAGUUGGAGAGAGAGUUCUCUCUUUCUUCUACUGAUCUAUUACAUUCUCCAGCUGGGUUUGUUCAGUUGUCUCUCUCAUAUAAUGGAGCUUCCCCUGACUUGAUUGCUUCUCCAGCCGUGCAGUCAAGCGUGCAGGACUCCGAAAUAUCGGAGUCUCUCCCCAGUGAGUUGGAUAAGAUAGAGUUCCCAGAUCCUAAGAUUGUCAAUGAAGACCAGAUAAUGGUCUCGGAAUAUUUUGGCAUCCCUUGUGCUGAUUUGGACUCCCAGAGUUCUGAGAGCUUUGUCUCUUGUGAUGCUGAGAAAGAGCCUCCCAGAGAAAUGGGGGUCCGUGUUGUGGAAAGCUUCUCACCACCUGCUGUCGAGUCUGUUCAAGUUCCGAAGAUUGACUCCCCACCGAGCAGUGUCUCAACCAAUGGGGUAUCAUCUCCUUCUGUCCCUGCGAGCUCCGAGUCGUCUGAAGCGCAGGUAACCUCAAAAUCUCCAACUCAGGAGCAUGCUUCAGUCCCAAAAGAGCCAAAAGAGAAAAAUGUGCACGUUAAAGAUAGUGAGAGUGAAUCAUCCGGUGGGGCACCAAGUGAUUCAUUUACAAAGCCAGUUGUCACUGUGAACAUUGAGCCUGAGCAAAAUGUGGUGCAGCAGGACAUAGUUGACAUGUACAUGAAAAGUAUGCAGCAGUUUACCGAGUCCUUGGCAAAAAUGAAGCUUCCUUUGGACGUUGAAACAACCAGUUCAGGAGAUUCCAGCACUGAUAAGAACAUACAGGCAACAAAGAACAGCGGGAAUCGAGUGUUCUAUGGCAGUAGGGCGUUCUUCUGAGCUUUUGUUUCAUGUGGGGUUGUGUGAGAGAAGAAGAAGCACAGGUGACUCUAGAUUUUAGAAUGGGGACUAAUACUAGUGGUGAAGGUUAAUAAUGUAUCAAUGUAGUGUGUUGUUUUCCUUUGGUGAAAUGCUUUUAGAUGACAAGCGAAAAUCAUGACUGGUACUCUGUUAUGAGAUUUGAUCUAUCCCAACUUCUGUUUAGUGUAAAUGCACUGUUUCUGUUGCAAUUUUCUAUCUUUUUCUA